GUUUUCGUUAUCAAGUGACUGUAAUAUGGACAUCGGCUCCACAUGGCACAAUUCAAAACCCAAAACAAUUGGAGAUCUGCUCCCAUGAGUCUCCACGUCACCCGCGCUGGGAACUGUCCAGAAUAAGGGGUGGAUAGAGAGAUGACCCCGCCCUGCUCGGCCUGUGGGACGUGUAGAGCUCUGCGUGGGCAGGAAAAGGAGAAAGAAAGCGAGAGAAGUCGCAAAGGAUGGGAAGGAGAGGAUGGGGUCGCUGGCAGGGCAUCUCCACAGCUGUGCUCUAUGGAUCCCUGGCUCUCUUCGUCUCCAUUCUCCACAAUGUCUUCUUACUGUAUUACGUGGAGACCUUUGUGUCUGUUUACAAGAUCGACAAAUUGUCAUUCUGGGUGGGAGAGACAGUAUUUCUGAUUUGGAACAGUCUGAACGAUCCUCUCUUUGGCUGGCUGAGUGACCGUUCCUUCCUCAGCUCCCCUCAGUCCGGGUCUCAGAUCACCUCCCCUGAAGUGGUUCUAAAACGACUGCAGGCGCUCUCCAGAAGCGGGCCUCUUUUCGCUCUCUCUUUUCUGGCCUUCUGGGUGGCCUGGACUUGGCCUGGACUGCAGUUCCUCAUCUGCCUGUGCCUUUACGAUGGGUUCCUCACUGUGGUGGAUCUCAACCACAACGCCCUCCUGGCCGACCUGGCCGUGUCAGCGAACGAUCGCACGAGCCUCAAUUUCCACAGCUCCCUGUUCAGCGCGCUGGGCGCGCUAUCCGUCUUCCUAUCCUACUCUUUCUGGAACAAGGAGGACUUCUAUUACUUCAGGUUAUUCUGUGUGACGCUAGCUGCACUCUCAAUGUUGGGCUUUGCUGUGGUUUCACGUCUUCUGUGCCAUCGCUUUCAGAAAGAAGUUCAACCACGCCAGAACGACUGCCAGGAACUUACAGAACUCAGUGUUGGUCAAGCUCCUUUUACCUCUUCUGAGAAGCCUGUCACUCUUGGAGAAUAUCUGAAGCAGUUAUCACACCACAGGAACUUCAUGUGGUUCGCCUCGAUGAACCUUGUACAGGUUUUCCACUGCCAUUUCAACAAUAACUUCUUCCCCCUGUUUUUGGAGCACCUCCUGUCAGACCGUAUAUCUGCCUCCACCGGUUCCUUCUUGCUUGGUUUUUCUUACAUCGCCCCUCAUCUGAACAAUCUCUACUUCUUGACGCUGUGCCGUAGACUGGGUGUCUACCAGGUGAUUCGCUGGCUCUUUCUCUUGAAGCUGGGUCUCAGCAUAGCCAUGCUGUUAGCUGGGGCGGACCAGGUGUACCUGCUCUGCAUCUUCAUUGCUAGUAACCGCGUGUUCACCGAAGGAACCUGUAAGCUUCUAAACCUGGUGAUCACUGACCUGGUGGACGAGGACUUUGUGUUAAACCGCAGGCAGCAAGCAGCUUCUGCCCUCCUCUUUGGCAUGGUUGCCUUGGUAACCAAGCCUGGCCAGACCUUUGCCCCUCUCAUUGGUACCUGGUUGCUAUGCGUCUACACAGGAUAUGACAUCUUCGAGAGGAACUCUGUGGGCACAGAAGCGAUCUCAGCCCCUGCAUCCCCCAUACCCCUGCGUCAGGGUUGCUUUUACCUGCUGGUGUUUAUACCGAUCACCUGCGCACUUCUUCAGCUGCUGGCGUGGUCUCGUUUCACUCUUCAUGGACGAAGACUGCAAGGCAUCAAGGCCCUGAGGCAAGGCGCCCAGCACAACCACCUCAUUGAUGUCAAGGCUAUCUAAUGCUCUCAGAGUCCGGAGAAGGAGGAGGACGAUCUGAACAUUCCGCAAAACUAGGAAUUCUGCCAACAGACUGACCCGAAAUGAAGGAUGAGGGUGCCAAAUACAGCAAGAGACGUUUGAGUUUAAUGUAUGGCCGUGCAUCUUGCUGAAUCCUGCAUUACUUUGCUUAGUUUGCUGAGUGUUAAUUAUUUAUACUGAGUAUAUAUUUGGGACCAAAUACGAACGGUUAAGAUAAUCUUGUGGUUUGGGACCAUAUUUAUCAGACUGCCCCCAAAACAUCUUUGUAUGAUGUGUCAAGGUAUAUUUAGAUGAGUUGAUAAUGAAGCCAAAUCAGAUUUGAUCCAGACUCCCUUAAGAAGUUUAUUCUUGCCUCUUUCCUUAAUGGUCUAUACAGAAAAACACUGUGGUUGUAGAAAAAGCAUGUUUACAGUAGCAUUCAGCAACAUUCCAGGGACACAAUAUGGAUUUGCAUGGGUAUCUGUGGAGGUUUCUUUAAUACAUUUGUAAUUGCCAAAUUGUUUGGAUUUUAUGUGGCCAGUAAUAUUUGUUUUUAUAUAACAUUUUGAAAUGUAUUCAGUCAUUGCCAUUAAUGAUAAUUAUUAAUCAAAAUGUAUAUAGUGUGCAUGUAUAACUUAUUUUUGUACCUUAAUGUCCUAUUUCACUUUAUUUUUGUUUCAAAGUUAACUGAUGGGACGUGAAUAUUUACUGGGCAAGUCUGACAUUUCUAUACAAAUAGAAUUCUCGAAGGUACAAAAAUAGUUUUAUAUAAGAGUUUUCCAAAUUAACAUUUAUAGCGUCGAAUUUAUAUUGUCAGCUCUUCGUGAAAGUCAUAUUCUCAAAACACACAUAAAGUUGCAGUGAAUUUACAGGUAUGGAAAAUACUGCAAAAAUACAACAACCAGACACGU
Triplophysa dalaica is the source of this 2650-nucleotide messenger RNA. It is a transcript of the gene slc68a1a, whose product is annotated as major facilitator superfamily domain containing 13A. Bases 228 to 1742 code for a protein of 504 amino acids. The record is from RefSeq and is a predicted model, not a curated record. NCBI's taxonomy places the organism in Eukaryota, Metazoa, Chordata, Actinopteri, Cypriniformes, Nemacheilidae. The transcript is spliced from 10 exons.